This is a messenger RNA of Gossypium raimondii (Peruvian cotton), 750 nucleotides long. RefSeq names its product putative disease resistance protein RGA3. Gene Ontology annotation, biological process: defense response to fungus. The record is from RefSeq and is a predicted model, not a curated record. Lineage: Eukaryota; Viridiplantae; Streptophyta; Magnoliopsida; Malvales; Malvaceae. The transcript has a single exon. Bases 1 to 750 code for a protein of 249 amino acids.
AUGAGUCUACGUGAACUCCCGAGGUCUUUCGAUAAGCUUCGCAGCUUGCAAUCGUUAAAUUUGGGAGAUACUGGUUUGAAGCAGUUGCCUGACAGCGUGCAAAGGUUGAUUGAGCUUAGACAUCUAGUAAUAACCAUUCAAGCUACGCAUUUGAAAGAAAUACGAGCAGGAUGUUGGACUUCUCUUCAAUACUUGGAAUUGAGGUACUGUAUGGAAUUAGAAUGUUUACCUGAAGGAAUGCAGUAUCUGAAGUCACUUCGGACACUUAUCCUGAGUUAUUGUCUUAGCCUUGUCUCAUUGCCACGGAGCCUGAAACUCCUAACCAAGUUAGAACACCUUGAAAUAGUUGGUUGCUUUCAAAUCAAUUUGAAAAUUGAACUAGAAGAGGAAGAAGACAAAGACCUUCAGUUGAGCCUUAAAACUCUCUCACUCCUCGGAUUACAUGCCUUAAGAGAUUUGCCACGAUUGCUUCUUCAAGGAUCUUCUUCCACUUUGCAGCAAUUACGAAUUGCGUUUUGUCCAGACUUGUCCGUUCUACCAGCAUGGCUACCGAAUCUCACUUCUCUUCAAAAACUUGAGAUUGAGCAUUGCGUUAAUUUGUGGGAUCUACCGGAGGGAAUAGACCGCCUCACCAACCUUAGAGAAUUGAGAAUUUACGGAUGUCCGGAGUUGAGCAAAAGAUACAGAGAAAAUGGGGGUGAAGAUUGGAACAAAAUUUCUCACAUCCAAAAGGUUGAUAUUUACGAAUGA